GAGCUCGGUCUUCCUUGCGAAAUUCAACGAGACGUUCGAAGGCGCGAUCGAACAGAUGAGCGAGAGUCGCGGGGCGUCGAUGCUGGGCGCGACGGAGCUGAGGCGCGCGGUGGCACUUACUAACAUCUGCAUUCAAAGGAGCGGCCAGAAUGAGUCCUGGAACGUGGCCGUGAACCCCAAACCGCCGCCGGCGGCCAUCAAGCCGCCCGGGGGCAUCUACGACCAGAAGCCCAAGGAUAAGAUCGGCAAGGACAUGGGGGCCUUCGGGUCGGGCGUGGCCAUCGGGCAGGCGAUCGACGGCAGGUGCUUCCACUGCGAGCAAGGCGAGAACUCCCGCGAGUGGGGGGGCGCGCUGACCAACAAGCUCGGCCGACUUCCUCAAGUGCUUUCUGGGAGGGCCAAUGGUAGGGGGCGCUGCUGCGUGCCCCAUUUGCCUGGGCCAUCCCACGAGCGCGGGGAGGCGCCGAGCCGGGGGCGCAUCGGCGCCCCCGAUCGAAAGAAGCUGGGAGGCAUGCCUGAACCUGCGCAGGGGCUCGCGGGGGCCCCCGCGCGAGCCGUGGCGAAGGGGGAGAAGGUGGCCUGUGAGAAGAAUGUCACCGGGGUGGGCGCCGACCUGCUUUGCGAUCCACGCCGCGCAGCGCCCGUCGCGAAGGGCGGGGGCGAUAGGGGCGCCGACCCCCAGGCGGCCCAGCACCUGGCGCGCCCGGGCUGCGAACGCAACGAGCGGCCGAGGCAGGCAAAACCGUCCAGGGCUACUGCCGCGCACCAGUUCAACGACGUCGUCGGGCAGGACAUCUUCUUUGUGAUCGGCCCCGAGAACGCCGCCUGCAUCCCCGCGCUCAACAUCGCGCGCCGCGGUGCCAG
Prorocentrum cordatum is the source of this 864-nucleotide messenger RNA. Lineage: Eukaryota; Dinophyceae; Prorocentrales; Prorocentraceae. The record is from the annotation of a GenBank genome assembly.